AUGGGGCCGGAUACAUGUGGCCGCAGUCAGCGCCACUGUCGGCUGCUGUGCUAUGUUUUACUUUUUUGGCCUUUUGAGGGGCCCACUACCCAGCUCGCAGAUAAAUCACACAUAGAGCCUCCAUCCCGGAAGAACCGGAUUGCCAUCUAUGAGCUCCUUUUUAAGGAAGGAGUGAUGGUUGCCAAGAAGGAUGUCCAUAUGCCCAAACACCCUGAGCUGGCAGACAAGAACGUGCCCAACCUUCAUGUCAUGAAGGCCAUGCAGUCUCUGAAGUCUCGAGGCUAUGUGAAGGAGCAGUUUGCCAGGAGACCAUUCUAUUGGUACCUUAAGAAUAAGGGCAGAUCUGGGCGCUGGGGCAUCCAGUAUCUCCGCGAUUAUCUCCACCUACCUCCGGAGAUCGUGCCUGCCACCCUGUGCCGCAGCAGUCCCGAAACUGGCAGGCCUCGGCCCAAAGGGACAGAUGGUGAGCGCCCAGCAAGAUUCACAAGAGGGGAGGCAGAUAGAGACACCUACAGAAGGAGUCCUGUGCCCCCUGGUGCUGGCAAGAAAGCUGAGGCCGGGGCUGGCUCAGCCACCGAGUUCCAGUUUAGAGGAGGCUUUGGUCGUGGACGUGGUCAGCCACCACAGUGA
Molecule: messenger RNA, 630 nt
Organism: Microtus oregoni (creeping vole)
Lineage: Eukaryota; Metazoa; Chordata; Mammalia; Rodentia; Cricetidae
Product: 40S ribosomal protein S10-like
Exons: 3
Coding region: 1-630 (209 amino acids)
Cellular component (GO): cytosolic small ribosomal subunit
Molecular function (GO): structural constituent of ribosome; RNA binding
Source: RefSeq, a predicted model, not a curated record